UCUGUUUAUUUUCAAAACCCUAGAAAAGUGGAAAUUUUAGUAUUAGAGAAUUUGUUCAAGUAAAUUCAAGCGAUGAAGUCAUCAAAGAUUGGAAACGAGAAGAAUCGGAAGCUUAGCAAUCAUAUGGUUACUCUUCAUCAACGACUCUAUCAAGCUCUUAAUCUCGGAAUCAAAAACUAUGAUAAGGAAGGAAAGAAAUGGCAGUGUACAGAUAUUGAAAUUCAAAGGCUAGCAGUUCGUUCAAUUUCAGCAUUUGUUGCUUCUCUUUCACCAGAUAUUUUAAGAAAUCCAGUUAUAGAGAGUUCCAUCGCUGAUAUUUUGGUGGCAUUGGAAGGAAUUCUUCAAUCCAGAAAUGAGAUGCUACUUGGCAUGGCAACAACUGUGACUGUGAAGUUGGUGGACAUUCUUGGCAGUUCUAUGCUUUUAUAUGGUGUGUCAGAACUUGUUCAAUCAUUGUCCUCAUUGCUUUCCUUCCAUCAAUCUUCAGUAGCCGUUUCUUGUGCGAACGUCUUGAGACGUAUCAUCUCGAAAUUGAAUCCAAGAAGAUUCAAAAACCACAAUGAGGUGUGGGAAAUAGUGGUUGAGAAAAGGAAUAUUGACUGUAUAAUCUGUAACUUACAUGAUUUUGUAUUCGGGGAUCAAACAAUUGAAUAUUUUGAAGAGAUGGCUUCUCUUUUGAAGACAAUAAUUGGGCAAUGGUGUCCCUCUAGGUACGAUGUGUGGAGCAAUGCUAAACUACUAAAAGCCUUAGAAGUUGCUUGUGGAAAUCCUAAUUCCAAUGUUAAAGUUGCUGUUUUGCAGUUGUAUUCUGCAUUAGCUUUAUGUGGUUAUGGGGCUAUAACACUCCUUGAAAAAGGAGAAUCCUUUCUGUCGACGAUAGUGAAUUGCAUGGGCAGCUCCCAACCUUUUUCUGUUCGUGCUGAGGCAUUCAAAAUUGCUCAAUUUUUAAUGAAAUCUGAGCAAGGUUGUCUCAGAAUAACAAAGCUGUACUGCGAGCCUAUUAUGAAAGCCAUAAUUACUGCGAUGGAUGAAUGCAGCUAUUGUGGAAAGGCUUCUUCAGAUCAAGGAAUUUUAUUAAUGGAGGCAUGCCGUUUGGCUUUAAUAACUCGCUGGGCAGGAGACCAUCACACCUACCUUUGGAAGUUUGGGGUUGACCGUAGUCUGCUCGGUCUCCUUGAUAAUAACUUCUGUAAAAACAAAAAAUCCACAUCAUUCUCGUCAUCAAGAGAAGAAAUAGACAUUGCAAAAGAGGUUCUUGAUUCUAAUUCCAAUGGGGCUUUAACACCAUACAUAUGGGAUGUUCUUGGAUGGCUUGCGACGCACUGCAGAGAAGAUUACAACCCUAAGAAGGAGGGAAAGCUCAACUGCUUUAAUGUUCUUAUUGCAUGUGCCUGCUUGGUCUUCAAGGAUUCAAUUCAUACAGGACGCCAAGUUUGUCAAAAUGACGUCUCUUACACGUCAGUAUAUGAACCUGCAUCUAGGGCAGUUCUGCUGUUGAUCUUUUCCCCCUGCGAGUACUUCGCAACCCAGGCUAGACACAUUUUAUCUAAACUAUUGAUAUCGAGCACAGAUCACCUGAAAUUUCUACUUAAUUUCCUUAAGUCCACCUCUCAGGAUACGUUUUCUGUGUUGGAUAAUCUGAAAACAGUCACUAAUUUGAUACAUUUGGUGUGUUAUUUGGGUUUGCCAGAGUACCAAAGCUUAGUUACUCGAAAUGAAGGUAUUAAGAUUUUAUCAACUUUCAUCAGUUGGUGCUUAAAAAACCGUGUUGAAAUUCGACGUUCAAGAGUCGCCCCUCAUCUGCGUGAUAUAUAUGGUGAAAGAACUUGUUGUUGGGUUGAGAGAGAAGAUUGGGAGGGCGCAGAUAUUCUUUUGUUUUAUGGUUUGUGGGGACUUGCUGAGUUGAUAUCUAAUUCAAUAAGAAAUAGUGAAGAAGUCUCUGAUCAGCUUACCGUUGGCACAUCAUUCAAAGGUUCUGAAAUUCAAGUUUUAGUUGAUGAACUGCAGAAGAUCUUUGACAAAAGCUUCAGUUCUGGAUGUAGAUGGUAUUCCGCCUAUAUUCUCAGUUUUUUUGGAAUAUAUGGUUUUCCAGAUAGAAUUGGCCAUAGACUCGGGAAAGCCCUUCAUGAAAAAGAACAUGCAGACAUCUUGCUCCGACUUUCAAACGAGGAGUCUGUGAGUGUUCAUGGUGUUAUUCUUAUUAUGAGAUGUCCGAGUAUGUUGCCAAGUGGAGCAGUUUCUUUGGACAGCACAAAUUUCAGGAGGGAAGUCCGCUUAUCUUCACGCGUUGAUAGUAAGACACUAGCAAAGCUAUUAGAAUUCGCUUACCUUGGAUUCGCGCAUGUGGGCAAGGACCCAGUGAAACAGUUGAAAAUUCUUGCCAAAGCCUGUAAUUUCAAUUUUCUAUCGCGUAUCCUUUGUAGAAAGCGCCCAAAUUGGGGAGCUAUUAUUCCCAGUUAUGACUUCACACCUGCUCUUGGAUCAGAUGGUCAUCAAUUCUCUGAUGUCAUUGUGGAGGCUAAGGAAAAGGCAGAGAUGAACUUUAGUUGCACUACAUGCCCUCAAUCAAUGCCUCACAUGCAUGUCCACAAAAUAAUAUUGUGGUUGAGCUGUGAUUAUCUUAGGGCACUGUUUCAGUCCGGGAUGCAGGAGAGCCAGUCUCAAAUCAUAAAGGUCCCCUUAAGUUGGGAAGCAUUGGAAAAGUUAGUCACCUGGUUUUAUUCAGAUCAACUUCCAAAGCCUAGUUCUGGAUGUUUAUGGGAUAAUAUGGAUAAGAAGCAGCAGAUACUUCAACUGCUCCCGUAUGUUGAGAUCUGUUGGCUUGCUGAAUUCUGGUUUUUGGAAAAUGUCAGAGAAGAUGCUCUAGAAGUGGUUGUAUCUUUUCUAAACUCUAGUAGACACUUGUGUAUGGAAAUCAUACAGAUUGCUGCAGAACUCUCUCAAUGGGAAAUAGUUGAUGUUGCUGCAACUUAUAUGGCCCCUAUGUAUCCCCAAAUGCGCGAUUCAGGUGAUCUGGAAUCAUUGAGUCACGAGCUGGUUGAUUUGGUGCGCGUUGCUUAUGUUCGGCUUACUCAAGAGGGAACAUCCAAUAAUGCAGGUUAGAUACUAUAUAUACACAUAUAGGAAAAACUAGUAAAACUAGUAAGUCGUAUUAUUUCUCGAAUUUCUUCAGCUACAACUGUCUUGUGAAACUAAGGUGGAAAACCUUAUUCGCGAACCUCAAAUCAAGAUGAUUCUUCAGUGCCCCCAAACUUGCUUAUAAAGAGGUCAGCUGCAGUACAGAUCAAUCUUUUUUUGUGUAGAGAUUGGUACAUAAAUACAGAUAUAUUUCAGUUAUGGAGGCGGUUUCUUGCAGAAUUUUUGAGUUAUGGUUCUGGAAGAUGAACUCUGCAGCAAGUAGGCACCGAAAGGGAACAAUACAAGGAUCCAUUCUGGCUUCAUCAGUACAGUGUACAGAGAUGGUGCAUAUUUUUGCCCCAAGGGAACAUUUUACUGCAUUAGGUUUAUAAUGCUGCUGUUGUUGGUAUUGCACACAACGAAAUUUGUUUUAGGUUAAAAUUUUUUUUGUUCUUUUUUGAGAGAACCUCAUUUGUUAUAAACUUGAAACGUCAUGUGUUGUAAACUAUAGUCGAAUAGAAUCUCUCUUUUCCUCUGAA
Papaver somniferum (opium poppy) is the source of this 3656-nucleotide messenger RNA. RefSeq names its product BTB/POZ domain-containing protein At1g04390-like. The transcript has 8 exons. Gene Ontology annotation, molecular function: protein binding. The record is from RefSeq and is a predicted model, not a curated record. NCBI's taxonomy places the organism in Eukaryota, Viridiplantae, Streptophyta, Magnoliopsida, Ranunculales, Papaveraceae. The coding region runs from base 73 to 3102 and encodes 1009 amino acids.